AUGUCAUCUCUUACCAAAUUACUUCAAGAGAAACGCAAGAAUGAGACGGGGGGACCGUCAGGGGCUACACAGGGUCGUCCUGCGAUAAACGGCCACGGUUCAACGUUGAGCACUAUGACGGUUGCAAUGGUAGAUUCGAGCGACGAAGGUGAGAAUGCGUCAGCCGGAACAUCUUUAGAGGCACAAGUGAAUUUCUCAUCGAGCUUCCUGAACUCCAACUCGGCACAUACCGCAACUUUGUAUGAGAACGGGUCACUAACGAGGGAUAAGCCCACGCCCCUUAUCAUCGAACCGUCGGCGACGACCGACAGGUUGAGCAAGCUCUCUUCGACGCCUAACACACCUAAUACUAACAGGCAAAUACCAUCUCUAUCGUCGAGCAUUCCUUACUCAGUACCUAAUUCUAACAAUGGCAAUUCCUCCGGAAAUGGAAGCGCUGGCUCGUCUGUAUCCUCUUCCUGGCUGGAAAGCUCCGGGCUUAUGCCCAACAAUGUGUCUGCAAUUGAUUCCAACGUGAUUUCCUCCCCCAAAGUCGAUACAGUAGAGCCUAGAUUCGUGAUUUCUAAACAAAAGUUUCAGAAGGCUUCUAUGGACAAAGCAAAUUUCUCGUCAAAUCCAAAUUCAAUUUCUAGAUCCUCUUCGUUAUCCUCACAAUUGGGUAACUUCUUUUUUACCAAGUCCUCUAAGGAUAUUCCCAGUAGCUCCGCACAAACUAAAGAGAUUCCUACUAGCGGGUAUAGCUCUUCCAUUCCCAAACCCAUGCGGGCUAGACAAAGCUCAUUCUACAAUGCUUCAAGACAACCCUCUGGAUCUUAUCAAGACAACUUUAUCGGAUCACCAUCAUCUCUUCAUGAACAUCCUCCAAAUCAGUAUAUCCCAAGAUCUAGACACUCCUCUAUUGUCGAUCUCAAAAGAUUUUUCAAGAAAGGCCAAGGAAAUAUGAGCGUAUCACCUGGAACACCACCCGUAUCUGGUGGUGGCCAUAUCAGCUCUCAUACUUCGAAUACUUCUUCCUUCGGUCCUGCCUCGUACGGUAGCACCAACGGUGAUACAAUUUAUACGAGCUCGGCAUCAUCCGCGUUGCCAUAUUCUAAGCGUUAUUCCAAGACGGGAGAAAGCUUAGGCGCAGGUGCUGGUGGCUCUGUCAAGUUAGUGAAAAGGGUCCAGGAUGGAAAAGUGUUUGCUGUGAAGGAGUUCAGGACAAAAUUCGAUCAUGAAUCAAAACGAGACUACGUCAAAAAGAUAACUUCGGAGUACUGUAUCGGUACCACGUUGCGCCACCCAAAUAUCAUUGAAACAGUAGAAAUCGUUUAUGACAAUAACCGUAUUCUUCAAGUUAUGGAGUAUUGUGAUUAUGAUCUAUUUGCUAUUGUUAUGAGCAAUAAAAUGUCAUAUGACGAGAUUUGUUGUUGUUUUAAACAGAUAUUGACAGGUGUCCAGUAUUUACACUCCAUGGGUCUAGCUCACCGUGAUUUGAAACUGGAUAACUGUGUGAUAAACAGUAGUGGCAUUGUCAAGCUGAUUGAUUUUGGUGCAGCAGCAGUAUUUUCGUAUCCGUUCUCCAAGAAUCUUGUAGAAUCAUCCGGUAUUGUCGGAAGUGAUCCAUAUUUGGCACCUGAAGUUUGUAUUUUCACAAAAUACGAUCCUCGACCCGUGGACGUAUGGUCUGCAGCAAUCAUAUUUGCAUGUAUGAUUUUGAAAAAAUUCCCAUGGAAGAUACCAAAGCUAAAAGAUAACUCGUUUAAGCUUUUCUGCUCAGGAAGAAACUGUGACUCUUUGAGUGCUCUAGUUACACGUACACCCGAACCUCCUUCUUAUGACAAUGCAGUAGAAGGAGCGCAGCCAGAACCUUCAGCUCAGUCGAAUAAUCCUGCGGACCCCAACAAUCCUAAUAUAGGCCCCCAGAGAUUGUUACACUCUUUGCCAGAGGAAUGUCAUCAUAUCAUAGGCCGCAUGGUUGAUCUAGCCCCAGCCUGCAGAGCCAGUAUAGAUCAAAUUAUGGACGACCCUUGGAUCCAAGGUAUCGAAAUGUGUACCGUUGAGGAAGACGGUUUGAACUCUAAAGUGGUGCCUGCCACGAAUCAUGAACACACGCAAGUUGAUCAAAGCGAAGCACACAUUGCCGGGUUGGAAAAGAAGAAGAAAAAGCAAAACAAGUGA
This is a messenger RNA of Lachancea fermentati, 2160 nucleotides long. Lineage: Eukaryota; Fungi; Ascomycota; Saccharomycetes; Saccharomycetales; Saccharomycetaceae. The record is from the annotation of a GenBank genome assembly.